AUGGCUUUAGAAUUAGAUACAACCAUAUCAUCUGUGAAUGGCAAUAACAAUGAUAACAAUGGUAACAUUACUGGUAUGGUAUUCAAAACAAUUAGUAAUCAUUCACCAAGCAGUAACGAUUCCGGAUUUCACAGUGAUCAGUUACAACAGCAUCAGCAAUCUAAAGCACAACGAACUAUGUCCCGAAGUCGUGGGAAUAUCAAACACAAGCCAACUUAUGUUAGCGUAUUUGCUUCUGACCCAGAUUGUUCCAGUCCAUUGUUCGAUGAAUUCGAUCGACGUUUCGCCGCCAAUCGACCGAACUUUCUUAACUCUACGCUUCAUCUGCCAACAGGAGAUGAAGAGACGUGUUCCGUUCCAUCAAUCUCUGCUCCACUAAUAAUGCCUUCCAGACAACCAAUAUUACCGUCGUUUAUGAAUAUGAGUGUUUCUUCGAAUCCCGCAAUUCAUCCAGAAACCUCGGAACAAUCUUAUCUGAAUGAACAUCAUACUCUCGCAACAUUUCCUGCAUGCACUUUUCAACAAGAGCAGCAGCAUCAACCUGCUUAUUCAACUACGCUUGCAGAAACCCCAGCACGUGAAGAAUCAAAUAAUGUAACAGCUCCUUUCAAUAUUCUUUCAUCCAGUGGAAUAUUAAAUUCAAAUCGAUCAGUGCAGGAAACUUCGGUACAGAAGAGUUAUAAAUAUGCUUGCUUGAAAAGUGAGAUGCAAAAAAAUAAGACGUACAUGAAUGAGCAGGAAGGCGAAAAGUCGAAAGCAUCCAUAGGAGAAUCGCCGAAUGACCUCUGUUCAAAAUUCCAGGAAAAUUUACAUACUGAAGCACAAAUUUCGAAUUGCCAUUGCUAUCCACGGAUAGUUAACAAACUGGAGGACUUUCUUACAAAAUCAACAAAUCUUCCUACAGCAAAGUUACUGUAUGAUAAUUCAUCUGAGGCAAAGGAAACAGUGGAAACGUUGGACACAGAUAAGCAACAUAAAAUUGGAAAACAACAUGAUGAUGGAAUUACCAUGAAGCACUUAUCAGCCUACAAGAUAUACCACAUGUCGUCUGAUUCUGUUACUGAAUCGUUGCCUCAUAAUAUAUCUGUGGAAUCAAGGAAUGCUUCACCUGAACAGUCGCUUAUGAGGGCUCAAGAAAUAACAGUGCCAGAACUUUUUCUUUUUAAAAUUGUCUCGGGACAUGAUCAAGAAAGUUGUGGCACUAACCUGGAAGGACCUCCACUUCAGAUUCUAUUUCGUGACGUAGAAUUUGAGAUGGUUUCACAACAAAAGCCAGAAAAUCAGCUGGUGAAAACCGAGAAAUGUAUUGCUUAUAAUGAAAACCUAGAGUCAUUCAAAAAUUCUGCUGUGAAAUACGGAAAUAGUUCGGAAUCAGAAACACACUCGGAUAUCAAGAAAAGUCACUUCGUUUCAUUUGUACCUGCUACAAAACUUAGCCGGAUUAUUUCUCAGAAGUCUGAUUCAUUAACAAAUGGCAAUGGUAGCGAAAAGUUUGCUGCAGCUGAGUUUGAGAAGUUUGGCUCAAUCGUCUCUACGAAAUCAAUCCCUUUCACGCGCGAAAAUUCUACUGUAUUGAAGAAACGGGAACACUCUCGUGAAAUUGACAGGACAUCAUCCAUUAAAGAAUUGCAAACUACGAAAUCAUCAAAUGAAAAAUUCGAAAAACCGGCAGUGCCACUUGCUCCACGGCGUACCAGAGAUGAUAAGCCAGUUCCAUUCGAUAAACUUAUUGAAAAGUUCACAAAAGCCGAUAAUGGUGCAGUUCCAACACCGAAAACAUUUCAAGGCAUCGUAGGUGUUAUUGAUCCGAGGAAGUCUACUGCGAUCAGAAGCAGUAGUAGUGGUGCUCCGAAAGGGACAACACUGAAUCUACAGAUCUCAAAGAAAAUUCCGUAUCGUGGCAGUAGAGUGAUGAGCGACAAAUUUACUGGAAGGAAUGCGACCUAUGCUGGAACUUCCAGAAAUAGAUUUUCAACUACUGAGAACGCAACUGUUUCGCGAGCCGAAAAUUUGUUUACAAAAGUGAGAGCAUCCUUUGAAAAGAAUGCAGAAUCUUUUCCAAUGAUCUUGGCAUCUCAUACUGAUGGUGAAAAGAAAUUUGUCUCUAUUGUCGAAGAAAAUAUCAAAACAGGAAAAUCCUUGAAUAUUAUCCGACAAUCUGAAAAAGUUGAGAAAAAGUCCUCGAUUAUAACGGAACGGAAAGAGUCCCCAGAAAUGUACACAUCCGUGAUGGAACAAAAGCCGAAUGCAAAAAUGUAUUCUUGUCUAUCAGAAAUGGAAUCUUCUUUCGAAAUUAUGAAAGGACUUACUUUGUCAUGUUUCGAUAAUGUGGCAGAUGAUGACAUAGUUGGAAGGUCACUUAAAGUAGAUAAAGCUGAACAAUCAGCAUUUCAAGCAAUGGAGGAGGUAACAUCAUGCAGUGGAUUGCAUAAGCAAGGAAAGCCAUCUGAAGCGGAGUUAAUGGAAUGCAAAAGUUUGUUGGAUGAAAAAUUUGCUAAUUAUGAUAUUUUCAAAGUAACACUGAAAAGAUCGGCAAAUAAUCCGGAAGGUUCAAUUGGUGUAAUUCUGAGUUCAGCAGCUUCCGGUGACCAAUAUAUCAGCGUGCAAAGAGUGAUAUCGGGUAGCAUUGCGGAUCGAAGCGAUCUCAUCGAAAAAGGUGAUCGUGUUUUUCUUCCGUGCAGGGUCACUCUACAAAACAGAUGUCAGCCACAGAGGCACGAACCUUAA
This is a messenger RNA of Brugia pahangi, 2727 nucleotides long. NCBI's taxonomy places the organism in Eukaryota, Metazoa, Nematoda, Chromadorea, Rhabditida, Onchocercidae. The record is from the annotation of a GenBank genome assembly.